Molecule: messenger RNA, 1809 nt
Organism: Prorocentrum cordatum
Lineage: Eukaryota; Dinophyceae; Prorocentrales; Prorocentraceae
Source: the annotation of a GenBank genome assembly
UUUUCUCCGCCCCGCCGCGCGGCUCGGCGGGCAGAGUGGCGACGGUGCGCGUUGCGGCCUCUCGCCGCAUGGCCGCCCGGGCGGCGGCCCAGGCCGCCGCUCGGGCGCGCCCGGAGGAUCGCAGGGGGGAGGGGUUGGGGCUGCCUCCGAGGGGGGCGGCGUGGCGGGCGGACCCCCCCGGAUGGCAUCGUGAUCGGCCGACUAGGUGGCGGGGUGGGAGCGUAUGCUUACAACGAGUCAGGGCAUGGCCAUACGCAAAGCCAAUUGAUGACUACACAACAUGAGCUAAUUACACAUAGCAGCAACGCAUACGCUUCUCGGCUGCACUUAAAAUCUUAGGCUGCAGCACUCUGGAGAUUCUACAUAGAGGUACUCCAAUCUGGUGGGAGUCACCUGGCUACCAGAGGUGCAGGCAGAUGCUUCAACAGAAGAAGAAGAAGAAGAAGAAGAAGAAGAGGAAGAAGAAGAAGAAUGAGGAGAAGAAGCAGAAGCAGCAGCAGAAAGGAAGAAGAGGGAAGCGAAAAGCAGGAGUGGAGUGGAGGAACAAAGAACGACGUAAACACAACUUCUCGGAAGUCCUCGCGGAUUUCUUGGAUCCGCGCUGGGCCCACCUCCCUGGCGCGCGGAGCGCGCCCGGUGCGGCGCUGGAGGCGCUGGCAUGGGCGUCCCAGAGCCGAUCCAAGAGAUCCGCGCGCAGCUUCGAAAGCCUACGUUCAUGCCGUUCUUGGUUACUCGAUGGAGGUAGUCUGCCCCGCCAGGAACACUUGGAACGGGGACGCCCACAGCUUCGGGAACAGCCCCUGCCCCCAGGCCGUCGGGCAGCGGGGCGAGCAUACGGACAUCCGCCCGCGUGGAGUGCACGCGGGCCCCGUGGUGUCGUCGGCAGCGCGCGCCCCGAAACCCGACGCUGUGAGCUUGGUCCAACCCCACUAGCAUGGCCGCACUCACGUUCACUCGACAUUUCACGACACGGGCGUUGCCAGGAGGCAAAUGGGCGGUGAUGGCUCGCCGUAGGCGUUUUCGGUGUUCCCGCCAUCUGAAGCCCUAGCUCAGGACACCGAAACCGUGGGCAUCGAUGUAUCCUGGCGGUGGACAUAAAUGCACUCACCCAACCUACUACAGGCAGUGCUCUUUGAGCAACGUUCCACGGGAUCCUGGCUAGUGCAGGAUGCAAUGGGAACUCUGCUCCCACAGGUCUCUCUCUGGGUCAAAAGCCACACAGUGUUGCGGCCUGAACAGGUGAAGCUGCUCGAACCAGCACGGUUCACCGUCUCAUCCCUCCCCAUCCCAGUCUCUCCUCUCGAGAGCAUCCUUGAACUGCUGGACCGCCCGCCAACCCUGAUUGCGCGGCCGAGCUUCUAGCGCGGCCAAUUGACCUGGCGUGUGCAGAGAGGAGCACUCUUUGGAGCUCCUAAAGAAAUAGACGAGCGGGACCACACAACCACAGGGCGGGCUGAAAGUUGAGACAACGGCAGCUCAAAUCGGUCCCCGGACCCGCCCAAGGGCCCAAACGCACCAGCUUCCCGAGCUGCGUUCAGCCGCAGCGACAGCUGGGCCCCGAGGUAGGGCCCCUUCCCCGUCCCUGCCGCCUGCGCAAAGAAAACGGCGGCCGGAACGCGCGCGUGGUGCGCGCCCCAGCGAGGGCGCGACGCAAACGGCCGCGCGCGGCGCAGUGUGUGAGCGCAGCGCGGUCGCGACCAGCAGAUCGCGGGCUCCCCGAGUGAGGGACAACGCUAGGCGCUAGGAGGGGGGGGCUGGCUCGGGGGGGUGGAGGGGGGAACAUCAACCUGAACUCGGCGAUACAUCGCC